Molecule: messenger RNA, 1168 nt
Organism: Alternaria alternata
Lineage: Eukaryota; Fungi; Ascomycota; Dothideomycetes; Pleosporales; Pleosporaceae
Exons: 1
Coding region: 432-899 (155 amino acids)
Source: RefSeq, a predicted model, not a curated record
UCCCCGCGUCUUUCCCAACCUUGUUGGGGCGGUAUCACAGCGCCGGUGCCUUUGACAUCAUCGCGGACAACGCGGCAUCUUUGAAGUAUUGCAGACAGCUAUGCUCGUUACAUCGUCCCCUUGCUAGGGAAGCACAAGUCAGGGUUGCUUGGUAUAGUCGCAUUAGAGGUGGCUAUGGGCGGCGAUCUUUGGUAGGCUAAAUAACGAUAGACGCACAGCGCUGGGGCUGAAUGCGCUGACGAGGAGGUUGGCCCUACCAGCUACCCACAUUGACAUCACACCAACAGGCAUCAAUCAACGAGGCGCAAGAAUACUUAUAUAGUAUUCAGCGCUUCUAAAACUGCGAGAUCACUCACCAGCGAUAGGAACCGCUAUCACAUACAUUUACUUCGACAUCUAAACAAUCUCUAACAGUUGUUGAACCCGCCGCGAUGUUGCACACCUCAGCCGCUAUUCUCGCCGCAGCCUUCUGCUCGUUGGCCUCCGCGCUACCCACAUCCAAUAUCGUUGCUCGAGCAGGCGGGCCCGCGAUCACGCCUAUACCCUCGAACUGCACCGUUACGGAUCCUCUGCCCACCGAUCCAAACACGUCUUACGUGCCAGCACCAGCUGCCCACGACGAUAUUCUAUACAGCUCUUACUACCCUUCCUACACAUCAAACACAACUGCCAUGGCACAACAGUGCCUCCAGCAAUGUUACGGCUACGGAUAUCAUGUCGAGUGCAAGACAGCAUACUGGGCAGAGAACGUCGUGGUGCCGGCAGGAUACUAUGGCACGGCUGGCGGACAACUCGAGACGGCUUGUCUAAUGUUCAGUAGAGCACUCACAGGCGACGACUUCGUGGCAGCACCAGAAGGCCAGGGCACGAGUGCAACUGCGAGCAACAUUGCAUGCUGAUAGUGUCAUUCCAUGAUGGUCAAAGUUUAUCUUAGCGAGUCGGCCCGUUGGUCAUGAGAAACGAUCUGAAACAUGGAGUUUUUGGAGUCUGGCUUUACGUCAUAGGGUAAAAUGAGGAUAUACAGUAAUUGCCGUUUGGCAAGAUAGGGUCACCGGUGUAGAUGGGGUUUCACCUUCUCUCUAGGCCAAACGUUCAACCGAGUUAGAUGAUAGACGCUACGUAAUGAUUUAGCCAUUUGUGUCUUUAUGAGUGCAGAUGUCACUAGUGU